This is a messenger RNA of Sinocyclocheilus anshuiensis, 3029 nucleotides long. It is a transcript of the gene appb, whose product is annotated as amyloid beta (A4) precursor protein b. Gene Ontology annotation, biological process: central nervous system development; axonogenesis. Gene Ontology annotation, molecular function: serine-type endopeptidase inhibitor activity; heparin binding; signaling receptor binding. The coding region runs from base 173 to 2425 and encodes 750 amino acids. The transcript has 17 exons. The record is from RefSeq and is a predicted model, not a curated record. Gene Ontology annotation, cellular component: Golgi apparatus; membrane raft; early endosome. NCBI's taxonomy places the organism in Eukaryota, Metazoa, Chordata, Actinopteri, Cypriniformes, Cyprinidae.
UGGUCAGCUGACUUUCACUGGAGCAGCUGUGUGCAGUCGUGCAUUCUCAUUUCUCACAAAGCACAACCAGCACAGACGAUAGAGGAGCACGGAGCUGAAAAUCACGACAGAAAAACCCUGAUCCGCUCAGGACGUUUAUCCAUCAGGACGUGCUACGUUUGGGAACACAGCCAUGGGUAUGGACCGUACGGUAUUCCUGCUGUCAAUGCUGACGACUCUGUCGCUUGCCAUCGAGGUGCCAUCGGAUGACUCAGUGGGCUUGUUGGCAGAGCCCCAGGUGGCCAUGUUUUGUGGGAAACUCAACAUGCAUAUCAACAUCCAGAGUGGCAAGUGGGAGCCGGAUCCAACUGGCACCAAGAGCUGCAUCAGCACCAAAGACGGCAUCCUUCAGUACUGCCAAGAGGUAUACCCAGACCUCCAGAUCACUAACGUAGUCGAGGCCAACCAGCCCGUCAGCAUCCAGAACUGGUGCAAAAUGGGUCGUCGCCAGUGCCGCAGUCACACGCGCAUUGUGGUCCCCUACCGCUGCCUGGUUGGGGAGUUUGUCAGCGAUGCCCUCCUCGUCCCAGAUAAGUGCAAGUUCCUGCACCAGGAGCGAAUGGACAUGUGCGAGAGUCAUCUGCACUGGCACACAGUAGCCAAAGAGUCCUGCGGUGAUCGUUCCAUGAAUCUCCAUGACUACGGUAUGCUGCUACCGUGUGGCAUCGACCGUUUCCGUGGUGUCGAGUUUGUGUGCUGCCCUAUGGAGGAGCAGAAGGAGUUAGACAGCGAGGAGCAGGAGGAGGCCAACUCAGAUGUGUGGUGGGGCGGCGCAGAGGCCGAGUAUACUGACGGCAGCGUACUGAGAGAACAGGCCCCGACCAAACCAGAGCCUGCAGUGACUGAGGAUGAUGAGGAUAUCGACAACGAGGAAGAGGAUGUCUGGGACAACGAUGAAGAUGGUGACGGUGAAGAUGAUGAAGACGAGGAAGAUGACGAUGAAGACACUGAUGAACAAGACACCAGUCAGCAGACCUCCAACGUUGCCAUGACAACCACCACCACUACCACAACAGAGUCUAUAGAGGAGGUUGUGCGAGCGGUAUGCUGGGCCCCUCCUCGGUCGGGGCCGUGCCAUGCCAAGCUAUCCCGCUGGUAUUUUGUGGUGCAGACGGGCCGAUGCGCCCCCUUCAUGUUUGGGGGCUGCGGGGGUAACCGCAAUAACUUUGAAUCAGAGGAGUACUGCGUGGCUGUCUGCAGCAGCAGUGUGUUGCCAACCAUGGCCCCGAGCCCUGCUGAUGCUGUGGAUCAUUACCUGGAAGCUCCAGGAGAUAUGAAUGAGCACACCCGCUUCCAGAAGACAAAGGAGAGCCUGGAGGCCAAACACAGAGAGGAAAUGUCAGAGGUGAUGAGAAAAUGGGAGGAGGCAGAGAGACAGGCGAAGAAUCUUCCUCGUGCUGAUAAGAAGACCAUAAUUCAGCGCUUCCAGGAGAAGGUGGAGGCGUUGGAGAAGGAAGCGGCCGGGGAGAGACAGCAGCUGGUAGAAACCCACAUGGCACGAGUGGAAGCUCUGCUGAACGACCGUCGCCGUCAGGCCCUGGAAAGCUACCUUAGCGCCCUGCAGUCUGACCAGCCUCGGCCUCGGCAGGUCCUCAGUCUGUUGAAGAAGUACAUACGAGCGGAGCAGAAGGACAGGCAGCACACUCUCAAACACUUUGAGCAUGUGCGAGAGGUGGAUCCCAAGAAGGCAUCUCAGAUUCGGCCAUUUGUGAUGACCCAUCUGCGUGUGAUUGAAGAGCGCAUGAACCAGUCCUUGGGGUACCUCUACAAGUUGCCACAAGUGGCUAAUGAAAUCCAAGACCAAGUAGCAUUGCUGAUUCAGUGUGAUCAGGCUGAAGUCACCCAACAGCUGUCGUCUCUCCAGAGUAAGAUGAGGGUGAGCUAUGGGAACGACGCCCUGAUGCCCGACCUGCCUGACAGCACCACCCCCCUGGACACUCUGCCACCAGAGCAGGACAGCCUGGGCUUCAUCCACCCCGAAAGCUUCAACCAGGCCAACACUGACAACCACGUUGAACCCGUAGAUGUCCGUCCAAUUCCAGAUAAGGGUCUGCCUACGAGACCCGAGAUUCCAAAGGUUCGUCUGGACAUUGAGGAAAGGCACAACACUGGUUAUGAUGUUCGUGACAAGAGACUGAUGUUCCUUGCAGAAGACAUGGGCUCUAAUAAGGGGGCAAUCAUUGGGCUGAUGGUGGGUGGAGUUGUCAUCGCUACUGUCAUCGUAAUCACUCUUGUUAUGUUAAGGAAGAAGCAGUACACUAACAUUCACCAUGGAGUUAUUGAGGUGGAUGCAGCAGUGACUCCUGAGGAACGUCAUCUCACUAAGAUGCAGCAGAACGGCUAUGAGAACCCCACCUACAAGUUCUUCGAGCAAAUGCAGAACUAAAGAACCACUUCAGAUCCCCACACUCCCCCUCACCACCAACCAUCACCCCACUCUAUCAGGACAGCGAAUGCAGACUGAUCCCUCAUUCACACUAUCGCUCAGCUCUGUCACCAUGGAGAUGAGAGUGGCUUCCAUCACCUGACCAUUUCAUCCAAUCGAAUGAGCGCUCACUCAGUUUGCACAGAAGAGUGAUGUGUCAUUGCUGCCCAUCCAGCCAUCUGUCAGUACGUUGGUCCAUCUGUGCGCUCCCAUGCCUGUCCAUCACAGCACUCUGGUGAAUGAAGCAUUCUCUUUGCCCAUGCUUUCCUUCUAACUUACCCAUGAUCCUCUAAACCAUCAAGUUUUAUUUUUUUCUUUCUCUACUCUCUCUCGACCAUUUAUGUUCCCCUCCAGAACUUCCUUAAGCACUUACGUCGCCUUCUCUUUUUGUUUGCACGUUUCCUUCCUCCUCCCUCCUUCCUUUUUCCUGAGCACACAGAUGAUGCGGUGCUGUGUUUGGCUACAUGAGGCUCCAACCACAAACAACCAGAUGCCGAAUAAUGUACUCAUUGUUUAACUUUUCAUUCAGGGUUUCUUUUUUUUGUUUUUUUUUCUGGAAAAAAAU